Hypomesus transpacificus is the source of this 2228-nucleotide messenger RNA. RefSeq names its product zinc finger protein 143b (gene znf143b). Gene Ontology annotation, biological process: regulation of transcription by RNA polymerase II. Gene Ontology annotation, cellular component: nucleus; PcG protein complex; transcription regulator complex. Gene Ontology annotation, molecular function: DNA-binding transcription activator activity, RNA polymerase II-specific; RNA polymerase II cis-regulatory region sequence-specific DNA binding. Lineage: Eukaryota; Metazoa; Chordata; Actinopteri; Osmeriformes; Osmeridae. The transcript has 16 exons. The record is from RefSeq and is a predicted model, not a curated record. Bases 87 to 1973 code for a protein of 628 amino acids.
GGUUGAAGGCAUCGCAGAACGUUUCCUGCACUGAUGCAUGGUGGUCGAACGAAGGGAUUGUUGGAAAAUUUCUGAGCAAAUAGAUCAUGCUCUUGGCUCAGAUUAGCCGUGACUCUCAGGGGAUGGCAGAGUUUCAAGACGCAGAUGGCCAGCCAGUUACCCUCUGUUUGGCGGAAGCCGUCACUGUGGCAGAUGGUGAUCACAUGGAUAGUAUGGACACGGUGAGCCUACAGGCUGUCACACUAGCUGAUGGCUCCACUGCUUACAUACAGCAUGACACCAAAGGUUCCUUUUCAGAUGGCCAGAUCAUGGAUGGCCAGGUCAUCCAACUGGAAGAUGGCUCCGCUGCCUACGUUCAGCAUGUAUCUAUGCCUAAAGCAGGAGUUGACAGUUUACAGUUGGAAGAUGGACAAGCCGUCCAGCUGGAAGAUGGUACUACAGCCUACAUCCAUGCACCCAAAGAGACCUAUGAUCAGAGUGGUCUUCAGGCUGUGCAGCUGGAGGAUGGGAGCACAGCAUACAUCCAGCACACAUUGCACAUGCCCCAGUCCAACACCAUCCUGGCCAUCCAGGCUGACGGCACUAUCUCUGACCUGCAGGCUGAUGCCUGCAUCGACCCAGAGACCAUCAGCGUGUUGGAGCAGUACACUACCAAGGUAGAGAAUGUAGAAACUGCAUUGGGACAGUUUGGCAGAGAGGCAGAUAAUGGAGUCCACAUGCAGAUUGUGCUUCAGGGUCAUGAGGGCAGGUCAGGAAGGGUCUCACACGUUGGGGAGAAGGCAUUCCGCUGUGACCACGAUGGCUGUGGAAAGCUAUACACCACUGCCCACCAUCUUAAGGUUCAUGAGCGAUCCCACACUGGAGAUAAACCAUACAUCUGUGAAUACCUCGGCUGUGGGAAGAAGUUUGCCACAGGGUAUGGCUUAAAGAGUCACUCUCGCACACACACUGGGGAAAAGCCUUAUCGGUGUCAGGAACUGAACUGCCGCAAGUCUUUCAAAACUUCAGGAGACCUUCAAAAGCACACUCGAACACACACAGGGGAGAAGCCAUUCAAAUGUCCAGUGGAGGGCUGCGGACGCUCGUUUACCACCUCAAACAUUCGCAAAGUCCACAUCCGUACACACACUGGAGAGCGUCCUUACUACUGCUCUGAGCCCAGCUGUGGGCGCUCGUUUGCCAGCGCCACCAACUACAAGAACCACAUGAGAAUUCACACGGGAGAGAAACCCUAUGUAUGUACUGUGCCUGGAUGUGAGAAGCGUUUUACAGAGUACUCCAGCCUGUAUAAGCACCAUGUAGUGCACACGCCAUGCAAGCCCUAUAACUGUAACCACUGUGGGAAGACCUACAAGCAAAUCUCCACUCUGGCCAUGCACAAGCGCACAGCGCACAAUGACACAGAGCCCAUUGAAGAGGAGCAGGAGGCCUACUUUGAACCACCUGCAGAUGCCCUGGAUGAUCCUAACGUGACCUACACCACUAUAGUGGAAGGGGACGAUUCGGGGUCGGAGCAGGUGACUGCCGACCCCCCGGACAUCAUGACACAGCAGCACGUCCUAGUCUCGCAAGAUGGAACGCAACAGGUCAGUAUCUCAGAAGCUGAUCUUCAAGCCAUGGGUGGCACAAUCACCAUGGUCACGCAAGAGGGCACCACCAUCACCAUUCCAGCCCAUGAGCUGACAUCACAAGGGGCUCACUCUGUCACCAUGGUGACAACAGAUGGUUCAGAUGGACAGCAGGUGGCGAUAAUGACACCUGACAUGGCCUCAUUUCAAACGAUGGAUGAGGCAGUCUAUGGGCAGGAACAUGAGCAUCAGGUGAUCUCAUCCAGCCCUCACCCUGUCACCCUAUUGGCUACCUCCAAUGGCACUCAUAUUGCCGUUCAGCUCAGUGACCAGCCCUCAUUGGAAGAAGCCAUCCGCAUUGCAUCAAGAAUACAGCAAGGGGAGUCGCCAGACCUGGAAGAUUGACACCAAGCCCAACCAGAAUGGACUUUAAACCUAUUAGCAAAGAGAGAACAUGAAAUCACGUCUUCCUCUAUUUUCUAAGUCCGACUCAUGUGAAGUGAUCUUUUAUGUGUAUAUAAGUUUUGAUAACUGGAACCUCCCGUUUGCAUAUCACAUUGUCCAGACAUGCUGAAAGGAGAAGUAUUUCUAAUAUUUUAUAGUGCACACUGCACUUGGCAAUUGUGUUUCUAAAUAAAUACAUAAAUAAAAGAUGGUGAC